AUGCUAAUCAAAUCUGCAAUUGUUGCAAUUCUAUUUUUCCUAAAAAUAUAUGUUACUAGUGAACAUAUAGUAUGCAAGAGACAGAAGACUGUAGAAUGCCAUCUCGAACCUAAAACAGUUAUAGUAAAUUGGACUCUCAAAUAAAACAUCUGCAUUGAUUUCUAUAAAGAAUGCUGGGAAAAUAGUUCCAACACUCAAAACAGUUCCUCAGCCCAUCAAGGACUUAAUAUUCCUCAAAUUUGUCCCUUGGAACUUCAAGUUGGGGACACACUUAUUAUUUCUUCUGAACCAUCUUCUAAUUUCAUUGGAAUGAAUCUGAUGAAUGUUUUCAAAGACACUUUCAUUAAUUGUCUGCAGAAUGACAGUGCUCAAGAUCAACUGCUUUUUGGUUGCAAACUAAAAGGCACACACGAAGUUAACCCUCAGUGGCUCAGCAUUAGAGCACAUUAUUUCCUCACAAAAAUGACAGGAGGUCCAUUGCUCUUCAAACUUGGCCUUCGUUUGAAUGUAACAGUUAAGCAACAAUUUUGCCAGGCAUCCCAGAAUGCAGCAUUUUGCUCUGGGCAUGGCAGAUGUCUAAGUGAAAUUUGGAAUAAGACAUAUGUCUGUCAUUGUCAGCCUCCAUAUUCAGGGGAAUUCUGCCAGGAAGUGGAUGAGUGCUUUCAAAACCCAUGUCAUAACAAUGGAAUUUGCAUUAAUAAAAACGAAGAACAGAAUGGGGAUUCCUAUGAUUAUAUCUGUCAUCCACAAUUUACAGGUAAAAAUUGUGCAGAAAUAAUUGGACAGUGUCAACCACAUCUCUGUCUCCAUGGGAACUGCAGAAAUGUGACAUCAAAUACAUUCAUUUGUGAAUGUGAUGAACAGUUUACAGGUCCAUUUUGUGAGGAGUUGCUGAAGCCUUGCCUUUCUCAACAAUGCUGGAAUGGAGGCACUUGCCAUAAUCAAAUGCCAGCUUAUAUUUGUGAUUAUCCAGCUGGCUUUCUUGGUCCAAAAUGUGAAACUGAUGUUGAUCAGUGCUCAUCCCUGCCAUAUCAGAAUGGAGCUGAAUGCACUGAUAUAACAAAUCCAAAUCAGCCAACCAGGGUCAUACUCACCAAUCAUCGGCGGACACCCGGGUUUACCAGAGACGAGCUGACCAGGGGAUCCCAUCCCAGUACGCCACAACUCCGUCCACCACCACCUCUGCCUCGGGAGCAAGAGCUCCGCUGUCUGUGGGCCAAGAACUCUGGAAGCAGCUGCCACCCCGGGACUGCAACAGGACUGGGGCUGAGACCAAGCUCAUCUCUCACAUGUAUGCCAAGAUUUGCUGGAAGGAACUGUGAGAAAGUAAUUGACUACUGCAUACUGCUCAGCAUCAACUGUCUGAAUGAAGGAUUGUAUUGCAAUAUAAUUGGAGGAUUCAGACCUGGAAACAAAUCCAAAUCUCCAGAGUCCUUGCUCUCCAAAGCACAGCUGGAUUUGGAGUUCCUGGUCGUCCAAGAUUCCUUUGAUGUUUCCAGGCUCAGAUGCCCAACUCUCCUCACUAUCCUGGGGGUAAAAGUUCCAGUGGCUAGGGCAGAGGCAACCUUCCAAACCAGCAAAGCCCAGGGCUGGCUGCUUGUUGUUAACAAGGCCCCUAGCCUAGAGAUGUUUACUCUUCACAGGGACCAAGCCUCUUCCUGA
Molecule: messenger RNA, 1662 nt
Organism: Vombatus ursinus (common wombat)
Lineage: Eukaryota; Metazoa; Chordata; Mammalia; Diprotodontia; Vombatidae
Gene: EYS
Product: eyes shut homolog
Exons: 9
Molecular function (GO): calcium ion binding
Source: RefSeq, a predicted model, not a curated record